Peronospora farinosa is the source of this 978-nucleotide messenger RNA. The record is from the annotation of a GenBank genome assembly. NCBI's taxonomy places the organism in Eukaryota, Oomycota, Peronosporomycetes, Peronosporales, Peronosporaceae.
AUGACGACGCCGGCGAGGAUCGAAGGUGCGGUGCCCAAGAAGGUGUACAUGCACUACGAAGAGGGUGAGGAAGAACAAAAACUAAUGCUCAAGAUGACGCUUCCAUCUAAAUGGGCGGGUCAUACCGUGGAUUACCUCAAGGAGUUCUUCGUAGAACAUUACAAUAAUAAGAAACCAGAUAACACGUUGGAUAGCGCCCAGUUGCAUCUCGAGAAGAAAGGCAAGACGCUGUUGUUUGGUGACGAGUUGCUGCACACGGCCGUGCAAAAGUACGACGAUCUGUUUCUUAAGGCUGGCGUUUCGACACUUAAGCCCGUACCUGUGACAAAUAAUGCGGUGCCCGCUGUGUCGGACAAGAAAUAUCUCCAGUGCAAGAAUCACGGCUGCCAGCAAAAAAUUUUGGACGAGGAGAACAGUGACCAGGCGUGCCGUCACCACAUUCUGCCGCCAUUAUUCCACGAUAUGAAGAAGGGCUGGCAAUGCUGCUCGUCCAAGAUGGUCUACGACUGGGACGAUUUCGAAAAAAUCGAACCGUGUACCGUCGGCCGCCAUUCUACUGUGGGACCCAAUGAGCAAUUCGCAAUGUCGCCUACCGUGGCAGCAGCAGAGAAUGCUGCAGCGAGCUCUGUGAACGUAGCUACUCCGCAGGCAGCGGCCCCGCUAAAGUCGAUUGACGACUACAACCAGAAGAAUCCAAACGCGGUAACUGCCGUUUCUGCAGCCAAGGAGAGCCAGACGACGGCACCUCCAAAACGUACCGAUGGCAAGGCGAAAUGUGUCAACUUUGGCUGUCAGCAGGAGUACGUGGUGGCGGAAAACAAUGAUACGUCGUGUCGACACCACGCCGGCGCACCCGUUUUCCACGAUGCCAGCAAGUACUGGAGUUGCUGCCCAAAGGACGUCAAGUACGAUUUUGACUCGUUCCUCAAUUUGCCGGGCUGUGUCGUAUCCGCCCAUACGGAUGUCAAGACGGCUUAG